Molecule: messenger RNA, 1578 nt
Organism: Eimeria necatrix
Lineage: Eukaryota; Apicomplexa; Conoidasida; Eucoccidiorida; Eimeriidae
Exons: 12
Coding region: 1-1578 (525 amino acids)
Source: RefSeq, a predicted model, not a curated record
AUGCCGGAAGAAGAGGGGCCAAGCUGCUUCUGGUGGCUGACGGUCGACAAGCCGGAGUCGGGCGAGGCCUUGCUUAGGACCACUGGCCAUUGGCAACACGGCCAAGGGCAAUCGCAACAACCUCAGGAAUCACAAAAGCAGCAGUGGCACAGGAGAUCUCUUCACCUAAGGCUGCAUGGUAAACCCGUGGGGCAAGCAGCAGUUCAGUCAUCGCAUCGAGGGGAGCAGCGCCAGUGGCAGAAGGAGCAGCGGCACAGGAAAUCUUUGCACUUCAAGGUGCACCGAGGAUCGCUGAACCCAGCAAAUGGUGAACAAUUGUUACAGCAGCAGAAACAGAAGAAGGAAACGCAGCGACACCGGCAAUCUGUGCACUUCCAGUUGCACUCUAGCUCUUCGGAAUCAGACGACAGCGACACGGAAGGACCAUUGGAAGAGCAGCAGAUGCAGCGGCAACGUAAGCCUGUGCGUUUACAGCUCCGUGUGGACCCACAAGAUUCCGACACAGACAUCCCUGUGGAGGCAGAGCAGCAGCAGCAGCAGCAACCCGGUGAUACUCCCGAGUUUAGCGACUCCGAAGAGAGCGACUGGAGCGACGGGGAGACGAGCAGAGAACAGGGGCCUUCAGCGGCAGAAGAUGAGGCCCCCGCACCUGUAAAUGGGCCCGUUGACUUGCGAAACCUCGAAGGAUCAUCCUUACCGGCGUCAGUUGUGAACAAAGCGAUUACAAAGAUCAACAAGAGAUAUGAAAAGUGCGGGGAGACAGCCAGGAAAAUGACACGCUCAGAGGAGGAACUCAUCAGCAGUGUCGUUAGUCGCUGGGAGCAGGCGGGUUUUCCACCUUUCAAGAUUGAAGGGAUGACAGUAAACCCAGAAGAGCAAGGAAUCAUGCUACACAACGAAGCCUUGACUCCUAAUCUGGUGAACGUUUUCUUGAAGGCCCUCGAGAUCAACAAGACACCGCUGACGACGCCAAAGUACAUGUGUUGCCUCAUAGCUCACGCCCACGAGCAAAUCAGUGAUUUUGAGAGGAGAAGACCAAAGCAGACAAGCCUGACUGUGGAGUUGGCUUCAAAACUUCUCUCCCCCGUUCUGUCCCCUGAAGACAACGAGGCUAUUCUGGAAGCAUUGGAGACCCGCGGGGUGCUGGAAGCCCAAGUAACUGUCUUGCCCUUACUGAGCGGCUCAACGCAUUAUUCAGCUCUCAUUCUGGACACCAUCACGGGCCCCAAUGCGGUGCUGUUCUUGCUUCGUUGGUUUGACCCUUUCGGAGAGCCAGGAAAGAUUCCAGUGCAGCACCUGCUCCCCCUGCUCAAGCGGCUUGCAGAGAAGCACGGCCUCAGGGUCUACAGCCUCUAUCGUACCAACUUUGAUUCCGAGCCGUCGAUCGCUGCUCAGUAUGACGAGAGAGACACAGGAGUCCUCUGCUGCAUGAUAGCAACACAGCUGGCUGAGGGGUGCUCACCCAUGGCAGAAGAAGGCGACGCCUUAUACUUCAGAAAACAAAUGCUUUUGAAGCUUGACUUCGCGAGCCGCUGGAAACGGGCGGCAUCUACAGAACGAGGCGGAAGUAAAAACUAA